GCAUACAGGCAAAUACACAGUUCUUGGAUCUCUUGCGACUACAACACAGAGUGAACACAGUCUGUCCUCAAAAAACUGCUCUUUAUUUGGAGCGCGGGAGGCGGAGGAGCGCACAGUCCCAAAAUGUUGGGGAAGAUGUAGCUUGACAAUAGGUCGACAAUGAAAAGGCUUCCUCGAAAGCUGACUUUAGCGCUUGCAGCGUUGUUCUGGAUUGCUGCUCUACUGUAUGUUAUUCUGUUGAACAGUCGGAAAAUACCUGACCAAAGACAUGAAGACACUCAAGAACGCGAGAUCUCUGAGGCGGAAUGGGAUGACCUCCUGGAGGACUUUGAGGAGAAAAACUACCUCAGUGCUCACAGAUGGAAGCCGGGUCAAGAUCCCUAUGAACUGUAUGCCUUCAAUCAGAGAGAGAGUGAAAGGAUCCCCAGCAACAGAGCCCUCAGAGACACACGGCACCACAGGUGUACCACAUUACAUUAUGACACAGACCUGCCACCCACAUCUAUCAUCAUCACUUUUCAUAAUGAAGCCCGCUCCACUCUGCUGAGAACCAUACGAAGCGUGUUGAAUCGGACCCCGGUUCGUCUCAUUCACGAGAUCAUUCUGGUGGAUGACUUCAGUGAUGAUCCCAAUGACUGCCUUCUUCUUACCAUGUUGCCCAAAGUAAAGUGUCUACGAAAUGGCCGGAGAGAAGGACUGAUUCGCUCCAGAGUUCAUGGGGCAGAUGCUGCUGGAGCCAAGGUUAUGACCUUUUUGGACAGUCACUGUGAGGUCAACAAAGACUGGCUGCCUCCACUGCUGCAGAGAAUUAAGGAGGACCCAACCUGUGUGGCCAGUCCAGUGAUUGACAUCAUUAACAUGGACUCUUUUGCCUAUGUGGCUGCGUCUUCAGACCUGCGUGGAGGCUUUGACUGGAGCCUGCAUUUCAAGUGGGAGCAGCUGUCUGCUGAGAAGCGAGCGCAGAGAGCCGACCCCACAGAGCCCAUUAAGACACCCAUUAUAGCAGGGGGGCUCUUUGUGAUUGACAAGACCUGGUUCAACCACCUGGGGAAAUAUGACACAGCCAUGGACAUCUGGGGAGGGGAGAACUUUGAGAUUUCCUUCAGAGUGUGGAUGUGUGGAGGAAGCCUGGAGAUUAUUCCCUGUAGCAGGGUUGGCCAUGUGUUCCGGAAAAGACACCCCUACGUCUUCCCAGACGGUAACGCCAACACGUACAUCAAGAAUACCAGGCGCACGGCAGAGGUUUGGAUGGAUGAGUUCAAACUCUUCUAUUACUCAGCUCGGCCUGCAGCCCGGGGCAAGUCUUAUGGCGACAUUCGCGACAGACAAGAGCUUCGCAAACGUCUCAAGUGCAAAUCUUUCAAGUGGUAUCUGGACAACGUUUACCCAGAGCUCAAAGUUCCCGAUGAUUCAGAUGCAAGGUCUGGGGUGAUUCGACAGAGGCAAAAUUGUCUGGAGUCUCGCAAGUUAGAGGAACAAGAUCUUCCAGUCCUCACAUUAGCGCCUUGUGCCGGCACAAAGGAGGUGCCAGCAUUCAGCCAGGAGUGGAUUUACACUCAUGGCCAGCAGAUCCGCCAGCAGCAGUUCUGCCUUUCUGUUUCCAGCACCUUCCCAGCCUCCCAAGUCCUGCUCCUGCCGUGCAACAUCAGUGAUGGCAAACAGCGCUGGCAGAAAUCUGGGACUCACCUGGAACACAUGGUGUCUCGUUUUUGCCUGGACAGUGAGAUGGCUGUAGACGGUAUAGACAGCAGUAAGAUCCUGGUCAUCAGUCCAUGUGAGCAGACAGCCCACACCCAGAGAUGGGACCUGCCUUUCUCAUGACACUGCCCUUCUGUGCUGGGCUGUGGAGGGAGAGGCUGCAGUCUGCCUCUUCAGGAGAGAGAGGUUACCAAACUGCUGCCAAUCAGCCACACCCAUACCCCUGCUCUCUCUGCCUCUGUCUCUGCAGCUCACACUGGGGAAUCCUGGACUGUCAGUCAUGACGAGGCUCUUCAGAACAGGGCUGGGCAGCUGGGCACACACAAACCUACAGUUCGCGCACACACGUGCACACACACACACACACACACACACACACGCACACACACACACACACACACACACUGCACCAGACCUACAGGACAAACACACUAUCAAAUGGAUAGAUGGACACUGGAAUGUGAUGCACGAUGAAUGUUUUGUAAUCUUGCUCCAAUCUCACUGCCCCUAUGUGUUGAACUUGUCAAGCUUGCACAAUUAAUAAAGAACCUAUUUUUCCUA
Molecule: messenger RNA, 2259 nt
Organism: Chanos chanos (milkfish)
Lineage: Eukaryota; Metazoa; Chordata; Actinopteri; Gonorynchiformes; Chanidae
Gene: galnt14
Product: UDP-N-acetyl-alpha-D-galactosamine:polypeptide N-acetylgalactosaminyltransferase 14 (GalNAc-T14)
Exons: 16
Coding region: 160-1821 (553 amino acids)
Biological process (GO): protein O-linked glycosylation
Cellular component (GO): Golgi apparatus
Molecular function (GO): polypeptide N-acetylgalactosaminyltransferase activity
Source: RefSeq, a predicted model, not a curated record